CUGGUGUAUAUGACCAAAAAUGUAUCAUCACGGCUGCCAGCUUGGAUUAUUGUCCUAGCUGUAUAUUUAUGGGCUGGCACCGUUCUGAACCGUGUGAUCACCUUAUCGAUCUUAUGAAUCCAGAGAUGUACGCUUGACAAAUGAUGAAGUUUGCCAGUAGUGCGCAUCGCACUAUGUUCUUGCGCAUGGUAUCUUUGCAAAUAAAAUGUAACUUGCUAAGGCGAUUCGGGGGAGUGCGUCAAGAGGAGUGUCGACUCCUGCGCUCCAAAACGGCGCGCCAGCUUAUCCUUCACUGGGCAUCGGACAUUGUAGACCGUCUACCAGCAGACAGCGACCAACAGGCGGCCUUCGUCGCUAGGGAGUCGCAAAAAAUACCCGAAAACGUACUUAACCAAGACGAUGUAUCGGCUUUAUUGCGCAACGAUGCGGGUUUGAAGUGGCUCGUAUCGCGUCUAGAGGACAGCGAUGCCAUGGUACCGAAACCGUACUUUCCAUCUGUCCUCAGGCACAAUAUGAUGCAGUAUCCAUUUAAACCUUACGACAUUAACAAAUCACGGCAUCUGUAUGGACUUCUGAAGUUUCCCUUCUACAGCCUGACUGCAGACGUCAAUAGGACCGCCUCGGAGAAGUUCACGGGGCUCCAGGACCCCGUGAUGCCAAACGAAUGCACUGUCCCGGGGGAGCACAAUAUCGCAUCAGACCACAUUUACCAAGAUGGCGGCACACUAGCCACGUCGAACUAUAUAUACGCACCCAGUGAACUGGAAACUGGUCUGGGUGGCAAUAUGAUUUAAUCAGUUCCCUGAGACACUACAGUGGAAUGUGACCAAAACUGUAACUAGCAUUUAAAAGAUUAACACGGUUCCAUACAGUAGAUUUGUGUAGUUACCAAGUAUAGCUCAAA
This is a messenger RNA of Babesia bovis T2Bo, 904 nucleotides long. RefSeq lists its product as uncharacterized. The record is from RefSeq and is a predicted model, not a curated record. The coding region runs from base 141 to 794 and encodes 217 amino acids. NCBI's taxonomy places the organism in Eukaryota, Apicomplexa, Aconoidasida, Piroplasmida, Babesiidae. The transcript has 2 exons.